This is a messenger RNA of Hirundo rustica (Barn swallow), 1755 nucleotides long. It is a transcript of the gene HCN1, whose product is annotated as hyperpolarization activated cyclic nucleotide gated potassium channel 1. The transcript is spliced from 6 exons. The coding region runs from base 1 to 1755 and encodes 584 amino acids. Lineage: Eukaryota; Metazoa; Chordata; Aves; Passeriformes; Hirundinidae. The record is from RefSeq and is a predicted model, not a curated record.
AUGACGUAUGAUCUGGCCAGUGCAGUGGUGAGAAUCUUUAAUCUGAUUGGAAUGAUGCUUCUGCUGUGUCACUGGGAUGGUUGUCUACAGUUUUUAGUACCAUUACUCCAGGAUUUCCCACCAGAUUGCUGGGUGUCCCUAAACGGUAUGGUUAACGAUUCCUGGGGAAAGCAGUACUCAUAUGCACUCUUCAAAGCCAUGAGCCAUAUGCUCUGCAUUGGUUACGGAGCCCGUGCCCCCGUCAGCAUGUCCGACCUCUGGAUAACCAUGCUGAGUAUGAUUGUGGGGGCUACUUGUUAUGCCAUGUUUGUUGGGCAUGCCACUGCCCUCAUUCAGUCUCUGGAUUCAUCGCGACGACAAUAUCAAGAAAAGUACAAACAAGUGGAGCAGUACAUGUCAUUCCACAAGUUACCUGCUGAAAUGCGCCAGAAGAUCCAUGAUUACUAUGAGCAUCGCUACCAAGGCAAGAUCUUUGACGAAGAAAAUAUUUUGAAUGAGCUCAAUGAUCCUCUCAGGGAGGAGAUUGUCAACUUCAACUGUCGGAAGCUGGUGGCUACAAUGCCUCUUUUUGCUAAUGCAGACCCAAAUUUUGUGACUGCCAUGCUAAGCAAACUGAGAUUUGAGGUGUUCCAACCUGGAGAUUAUAUUAUCCGAGAAGGGGCUGUGGGUAAGAAGAUGUAUUUCAUUCAACAUGGUGUUGCCGGUGUCAUCACCAAGUCCAACAAGGAGCUGAAGCUGACAGAUGGCUCUUACUUUGGAGAGAUCUGCCUUUUGACCAAGGGCCGUCGAACUGCCAGUGUACGAGCAGACACGUACUGUCGCCUGUACUCCCUCUCAGUGGACAACUUCAAUGAGGUCCUGGAAGAGUACCCCAUGAUGAGAAGGGCCUUCGAAACGGUGGCAAUUGAUAGACUUGACAGGAUAGGGAAGAAGAACUCGAUCCUGCUGCAGAAGUUCCAGAAGGACCUCAACACCGGCGUUUUCAACAACCAGGAAAAUGAGAUCUUGAAGCAGAUCGUGAAGCACGACAGGGAGAUGGUGCAGACCAUCGCCCCGGUGAGCCUGCAGCAGAUGCCAGCCCUCAACUCCAGCACCUCGGCCUCGUCGUCCCGCGGCAGGACGCAGUCCCCUCCCGUGUACACCACCAGCAGCCUCUCGCACACCAACCUGCACUCGCCCUCGCCCAGCACGCAGCCGCCCCAGCAGGCUGUCAUCCUGUCGCCCUGCUCCUACACCACGGCCGUCUGCAGCCCGCCGGUACAGAGCCCGCUGGCCGGCCGAACUUUCCAGUACGCCUCGCCGACCGCCUCGCAGCUCUCCCUCAUGCAGCAGCAGCAGCAGCAGCAGCAGCAGCAGCCGCCAGCGGCACAGCAGCCGCCGGGAGCCGCGCAGAAGAACGAGGUGCACAAGAGCACCCAGGCCCUCCACAACACCAACCUGACGCGGGAGGUGCGGCCGCUCUCCGCCUCGCAGCCUUCCCUGCCCCACGAGAUCUCCACCCUGAUCGCCAGGCCUCACCCCACCGUGGGGGAGUCCCUCGCCUCCCUCCCGCAGCCCGCCCCGGGCCCCGGCGUGCCCCCGGGCGGCCGGGCCACCGUGCCCCAGCGGGUCUCGCUCUUCCGGCAGAUGUCCUCGGGAGCCAUCCCCCCGAACCGCGGGGCCGCGCCGCCCGCGGCCCCGCUGCAAAGGGAUUCUUCCACAGUCUUAAGCACAGAGCCCGAGGGAGACAAACCGCGGUUCGCCUCAAACUUAUGA